Messenger RNA from Hordeum vulgare subsp. vulgare (domesticated barley), 1670 nucleotides. RefSeq names its product hsp70 nucleotide exchange factor FES1. The record is from RefSeq and is a predicted model, not a curated record. Lineage: Eukaryota; Viridiplantae; Streptophyta; Magnoliopsida; Poales; Poaceae. The coding region runs from base 73 to 1326 and encodes 417 amino acids. The transcript is spliced from 8 exons.
AUCUCGAAAAUUCCAAACAGCAAAAAAAUAAAAAAUAAAAGAACCCUCUUCCCUCCCCACUUCUGCUGCUCCAUGGCCAUGGCGAAGGCGAGGCCGCGCUCGGCGCGAUCCAGUCACCGCCGCUGCAACCUCCUCCUCUCUGUUGCCCUCCUGUCGGCGCUUCUCCUCCUUCCGGCGGCGACGGCCUCCGCGGCGGUGGCGGUGGCGGUGGCGGCGGAGGGGGACGAGGAGAACAGGUCGCGCGGGGCGGCGACGCAGUGGGCGACGGGGAAGGACGAGGGGGAGCUGGCCGCGGAGCGGGAGGCCGCUGGCGAGGGGUCUGUGGUGGAGGACGACUUUGCGGGCGGCUUCGGCUCCCUCGACAGCAUGCUGCAGUGGGCCAUCGGGAAUUCGGAUCCAGGAAGGCUGAAAGAAGAAGCGGCGGAUGUGCAGAAGUUAUCUGAGGAUGAGCUUCUCAAGCGGCGGCAUGAGAUUAAGGACUUGAUGGAGAAGUUAAAGAUGCCAUCAGACGCUGACUUAAUGAAGAUUGCAAUUGCUGACUUAAACAAUGCUUCCAUUUCACUGGAGGAUCGCCAGCGUGCAUUGCAAGAGCUUUUAAUUCUUGUUGAGCCCAUUGAUAAUGCCAAUGACCUUGACAAAAUUGGGGGCCUUGUUCCUGUGAUUCAAGAUCUUAAUAAUGCAAAUGAAGAAAUACGGACCACCUCUGCAUGGAUCCUGGGUACAGCCAGUCAGAAUAAUGCCCUUGUCCAAAGCCAGAUUCUUGGUUAUGGGGCUUUGGCAAGAUUAGUGAAGAUGGGUUAUUCCACUUCGACAAAAGAAGCUGCAAAGGCAAUGUAUGCUAUAUCGGCUUUAAUCAGAAAUAACGUAAAUGGUCAGGAGGCAUUCGCUUUGGAAAAUGGGAACGCAAUGCUGCAGCACAUCUUGGGAAGCAACAGUGUUGAUGUUGGGCUUCAGAAGAAGGCAGUGUUUUUAUUAACAGAUCUAGCGGACUUUCAGCUAAAUUCUGGAAACUCAGGGCUCACUUUCUUAAGUGAACGCGUUUUGCUGAAGUCAGUCACUGAUAUGUUAUCAGAGUUUGAUCUUGACCUUCAAGAAAAGGUUUUGUUGGCCAUUAGGAGCCUACUGAAGCUUCCCUCGACAGACGCCAGGGACUUCGAGUCAUGCGGUCUAGACAGUGUUCUGUACAGACUGGGGGUGCAGCUGGAGGAGCUGCCUUCAGAGGACCAGAAGGAGUAUGCCGGGGAGGUUGACGCCCUCCGGAGAGAAGUGUUGAUGUUCUUCCAACAGAAGCUCAAGCCGGGUACCGCUGCCGCGGCGGCGUUAUAGACAGCACACACGGAUGAAGGGAAGGGAAGCAGCCUGCCGAGUUUUCGAUCCAGUGACUCAGUGCUGGUUGCCAAGUUUUUGAAAGAGUAGAUUAUUUUCCGAAAGAGUCUGUCUGCCGAGUUGAGUCCCCUCUUACUCUUGCAGGAGGGUUAAUGGGUUAUAGUGCUGUGGGAUUGGAUGGAUAGAUAGGUUAGACACUUGAUAAGAUAUGGUUAGUUUUCCCAUUCGCAGGACUAGUUACGACAUCUGCUGUGUUACUUGGAAGGUUUUCCUUUUACUGGAGGAAGAGACGAUGAUCUUCCCUGUUGUGUAGCUCCUACAAUGAAUCAAUGACUUUGUUGGAA